AUGGGUAAUGACGGUGGAUCUAUAGCAAAAAGAGAAGAUUUGGUAAAACAUCCAAAGAAGAUCGAAAAAGUUAAUCUAAAUGAUUUGGAUGAGAAUAGAUGGUUUAAAUGCACUUUGUUACAAGAUGAUCUGGUGGAUCCUAUAGUUGUCGAUGACUAUGGUAAUUUGUUUAAUAAGGCAAACGUUAUACAAGCAUUACUAGAUGGUACUCUCUCUAGCAAUGCUACACUCUCACACAUUCGUACUUUGAAAUCAGUGUACACAGUACACUUUGCAGAGAAUCCCGCUCGAAAGAAUAAAGAUUUCAAUAAAAAUACACAUCUAUCAACAUCACCUUGGUAUUGCCCUGUAUCGACAGUCGAAAUCAAAGGUCAUCAACAGAGAUUCAUUGCACUGAAACCAUGUGGACAUGUAUUUGCAGAGAAAGCUCUGAAAGAGGUUAAAGAAGACAAACAAUGUUUAUUAUGUACGAAAGAAUAUAAACCAUCUGAUAUUAUCCUUCUGAACCCAUCCAACGAAGAACUUAUAGAAAUUAAAUUAAGAUUAAAAGAAGAAAAGAAUUCAAAAUCAUCCAAAAAGUCAAAGAAAUCAAUAGAUAAAUCAAAAGAUAAAGAAUCAGUAGUGGCACCAGCAUUGACAUCGACAACAUCAACAACAUCAACAUCAACAUCAACAUCAACAUCAACAUCAACAUCAGUAUCAACAAGUUCUCUUCCAACCAAAUCACAAAGUAGUAAAAAAAGACAAUCGACAGAAGACAAUCAAUUAAAUGAAACAUCAAGUUUCACAAAAAAGACAAUAGAACAGGCAAAGGAAUUAACAAACAAAAAGAUGAAAUCAGAUACAUUCUCAACAUAA
Molecule: messenger RNA, 858 nt
Organism: Heterostelium album PN500
Lineage: Eukaryota; Evosea; Eumycetozoa; Acytosteliales; Acytosteliaceae
Product: DUF602 family protein
Exons: 4
Coding region: 1-858 (285 amino acids)
Biological process (GO): mitotic DNA replication termination; site-specific DNA replication termination at RTS1 barrier
Cellular component (GO): nucleus
Source: RefSeq, a predicted model, not a curated record